CAAAUGGGUACACAUCUUGAAUUGGAAUCUGGAAUGUCAAAAAUUUGCAGACGACAAACAAGAUGGUCAGCAGCGCAUGUGGACUAACCGGGAGCUCGGAAAAAGAUGGAAAAAAGAGAGAUUUUCUUUGUACUUUUGGAGGCUGUGAUAAUGCCUACACGAGGAAGAUCCAUCUUCAGAGACACUUAGCCAGUCAUUCUGACAAGAGGGAUUUUGUUUGCUUGGAAGACGACUGUGGUAAAUCAUUCACCAACAACGACAUCCUGAAGAAGCACAUCCGUAGGAUACACCGGGAGAGAAUAUUCAAAUGCAACUAUGAAGGCUGCGACAAAACAUUCAAGAAGCAUCAGCACUUAACUGUGCACGGUUACAUUCACACAAACGUCAAACCCUUCAAAUGUCAAUAUGAGGGGUGUGAGGCGAGAUUCAAAGUUCCAAGCAAAUUGAAAAGUCACGCCAAAAUACACAAAGGUUACACGUGUGAUAAAGAAGGUUGCGGUCGUCACUUUGAUAAAUGGACAGGCCUACGCAAGCAUCUCUCUGAAGAUCACAUCACAGAAUACAAAUGUGAAAAGUGUGGAAAGACCUACCACAAGAGACAUAAGUUAAAGGUGCACGUCAAGUCCCAUGAAAAGUUGAGGGAAGUUUUCAUGUGUCCCCGGGAAGAUUGCGACCGAUCGUACCUCAAGGCAUCGUACCUAGAGCUCCAUGUCAAGAACUAUCAUGAUGGGGGUCGACCCUAUGCCUGCGAUCAUGCUGGCUGCAGUAAGACCUUCAUCCAUAAAGGUUCCCUGUCUAAACACCAGGUGGUGCAUAAGCCGGACUACGUCAAACCACCACCAAAGCCUCGGAAGAAGAGAGGUCUAGCGUCUCAUCUCUCCUGCUACCCAGACGAGGCCACCAGGCCACGGCCCCACAAAAGUAGCCUGGAAACGCUCUCAGGUGACGAAGAAGUGGCGCAAGGCAACACGUCACUCAAGAUGGUACAAGAGGCGGUCACAUUAGGGGAGAAGAGCGAAGAUGCGGUUGCCAUGGAAAUAUCAGUCAGUGACUCUGGAGGAAACGUGGAGGAAGAUACUUGAACAAAAUUAGAUCCAGAUAUCUGUAUUCAAAAUUUAUUGAAAAGUUUGUAAAAUCCUCUCCAUUUCAGGGCUGGUAUUGCUGCUUACAGGCAAAAGUUUUAAAUACUUAUAUUUUUGCAGUUCAGCUGUUCUUUCAUAUUAUAUUUGUUUAACCCAGAUUUAAAAAGGUUAUUGUUAAAGGAACACUGCGUCCUGGGAUACGUCCAAUUGGGCUACAAAAUGCGUUUUGAACGAAAUGUUUAUCGAAAGGAACAUUUAAAGUAGGAUAUAAACAUCCACACAACUAUCCUGUAGAUAUGAUUUCAUGACGCAGUGCCCCUUUCACUUAUAUCUUAUUGAGCGUCCCCCCUUUCAUAGUUUUAAAUUCUUCUGGUAGGUUUUCCCUCAGAAUCUACUUUUGAUGUCAGAUGUGAUAGACCAAAAGACCAGUACAAAAUAAAGACGCCAGGAGAAAGGUUA
Patiria miniata (bat star) is the source of this 1541-nucleotide messenger RNA. Its product is annotated as transcription factor IIIA-like. The record is from RefSeq and is a predicted model, not a curated record. Gene Ontology annotation, cellular component: nucleus. The coding region runs from base 63 to 1082 and encodes 339 amino acids. The transcript has 10 exons. NCBI's taxonomy places the organism in Eukaryota, Metazoa, Echinodermata, Asteroidea, Valvatida, Asterinidae.